AUGUCCAGUCUGGAAAUAUUAGAGUACUUGCUGGCCAGGGAUGGCAUAGACGUGGACGCCAGGUCAUCUGAAGACAAAACGCCCCUUUUCCUAGCGACCUCGUUAGGCCAUAUCGAAUCAGUGGAGAAACUGAUCCGAGCGGGAUCCGACGUAAAUAUCUGCGACCACCAAAACCUUUGCAGGGGGGAGUACCCUUUGCACAUGGCGUACCAUCCGGACAUCUGCCACCUCCUUAUACGACACGGUGCCCGAAUCGAUGCCGUUAACAGAUAUAAUAAAACGUUGCUACAUAAACUGAUGGAGCACGGGUCCCUGGAAGUGGUGCACAUGCUGCUGUAUUACAACGCCGACGCCAACGUUCCUGACGAAGACUGCCACACUACCUUUAUGGCAGCCCUACACCACAGAAGAUAA
Molecule: messenger RNA, 414 nt
Organism: Anoplophora glabripennis (Asian longhorned beetle)
Lineage: Eukaryota; Metazoa; Arthropoda; Insecta; Coleoptera; Cerambycidae
Product: 26S proteasome non-ATPase regulatory subunit 10-like
Exons: 2
Coding region: 1-414 (137 amino acids)
Molecular function (GO): protein binding
Source: RefSeq, a predicted model, not a curated record